GUGGAACAGCAGACUGAAGGUCCACAGGAGUCCAGGAGUUACUGCUCCUUACCUUUUUUUUUUCCUUCCCUGACUUAAAGGCGAAACUCCCUGAGUCCGAUCCGGGUGACUUUUCUUUUUUUUUUUUUUUUUUUCAUCCAAAGCACCUCUGCGAGCGGCAGGUUGUUUUUUAUUCCUCUGCGAGGCGUUUCUCUCUAGGUAAAAUCCCCAAAACGGAGCUGAACGAGGACGUCGGACAGCGACCCUCCCUCACUUCUGCAAUCAUGAUGUCGAUGAACAGCAAGCAGCCUUUCAGUAUGCACCCCAUCCUGCACGAACCCAAAUACACGCCCCUGCACUCCAGCUCCGAGGCCAUCCGCAGGGCCUGCCUGCCCACGCCGUCGCUUCAGGGCAACAUCUUCGCCGGCUUCGAUGAGACGCUGCUGCAGAGAGCCGAGGCUCUCGCCGCCGUGGACAUCGUGGCCCAGAAGAGCCACCCGUUCAAGCCAGACGCCACCUACCACACCAUGACCACCAUGACCAGCAUGACCUGCACCCCAACCUCCUCCUCCGCGCACCUGCACCACCCGUCGGUGCUCACCUCACACCACCACCCCGCGCACCACCAGCCGGCGCAGGGACUGGAAGGAGACCUGCUUGACCAUCUCACCCCGGGGAUUUCUCUGGGAGGCAUGCCCGGCUCGGACGUCUGCUCCACGGCCUCGCACACGGCUCACGCCGCGGCCCACAUGUCGGCCAUCAACCACAUGCAGCACCACCACCACCACACCCAGUCCAUGAACAUGCAUCCGCACGCGCUGGGCUCCCACGGCUCCCUGGGGAGCGCUGGCGGGGACGCGGAGCCCGACCCGCGGGAGCUGGAGUCGUUCGCUGAGCGCUUCAAGCAGAGGCGGAUCAAACUGGGCGUCACUCAGGCUGACGUGGGAGCGGCGCUGGCCAACCUCAAGAUCCCCGGGGUCGGCUGCCUGAGCCAGAGCACCAUCUGCAGGUUCGAAUCCCUGACCCUCUCACACAACAACAUGGUGGCCCUGAAGCCCAUCCUGGAGGCCUGGCUGGAGGAGGCGGAGCGGGCGCAGAGGGAGAAGAUGUCCAAGCCAGAGAUCUUCAACGGCGGCGAUAAGAAGAGGAAACGCACGUCCAUCGCCGCGCCGGAGAAGCGCUCCCUGGAGGCGUAUUUCGCCGUGCAGCCGCGGCCGUCGUCGGAGAAGAUCGCCGCGAUCGCCGAGAAGCUGGAUCUGAAAAAGAACGUGGUCCGCGUUUGGUUUUGCAAUCAGAGGCAAAAACAGAAACGGAUGAAGUUUUCUGCGACGCACUGAAGCAGACUGCGACAGACCCGAGGGUCUCUGAGCCGGUUUCCACAGAGACAAACCAGAGACAAGCUGCUGAGGCUGGUCUGCUGGCGCCGCACUGUCAGAAUCAACAAGGUACAAGCACGGUACCUGCGCCUUUUUCCCGCGGGAAGAGGCUCUGCGUGGCGCACAGCCAGGGCCGCAAAGAUGCGCACUCAAAACAAGUUUCACAAUCUCUUAUUGAGUCUUAAAUGACGGCAGUCUGGCUUCGCACAUUCAAAUACAUAAUAUGUUGUUUCAAAAUAUAAGUUUAGUAAAUUUGCUUCUUUCCCAAGAAAGAUACCAGAUAAAAAAUACCGUUUCAGAUCGACUGUCAUAACCCUUGUAUGUAGAAAUGGGGUCCAACUGACCCCACAAACGUAAAACUUGUAUCAUUUGCCUCGGUUCUCUUCGUUUGCCUCAGUCCUCGCACGCACAAGGGUUAAAACAAGUCACAUCAUCUUUUUCCUCAAUUUAAUAUGAUUUUUAUAUAUUUUCAUUCAUAAAUAGAAAGGCAACUGAUGUUAGUUUUAAUUUCAGAGAAAUUAAACUGGCAUCUUUUAUGAAGGAAAAAAACCUACAUUCCUGACAGAAUCUGAAUAAUCGAUACACUGACAAAACUUAACUACUUUAAAUUACUUGGCUAAUUUGGUUAAAAUGAACCAGUUACGCUUCUACAUUUUUACAUUUUGUUGGAUUUAAUUUAAAAAUUAUUUCUGAGGAAAAAUAUUACAAGUUAACCCGCUAAGAGACAUUUGAUUAAGAUACUGAAUGCAUGCCCAUUUUUAAAAUGUGUCAAAAUAAAAUUGUUAAAUUUUGACUUAUUAAAGUCAUUCAGUCCAUCGAGGUUUUAAUCUAAUGCUAAAAAUAAAAUAAUAAUAUUUGGUUUGCAAUAAAGGCAUAUAAUGCCACUGAAAUCACGAAAAACGACUUAUGUCAACACUGUAAAAAUAAAUUUUGUAGAGUAUUAAUUAAUGCCCAUUGAAUUUUAAUUUGAAUGAAAAAAACAUUUUUAUUAAUGGUUAAAUUCUCACAUUAGGUACUUUCUUCUGAUUCUUUUUUUUUUUUAUAAAUUACGUUACUGUUAUUCUCAUUAGUUAAGAAAAGAAAGGCUAAUAUAUUUUUAUGGGUCUUAGUGGGAAUUAAUAUGCACAUCCAAAACUAUCAUAAGAUUUGAGGUUGAGAAAGUUUCAGAGUUUCACCUACAAUUUAAGUUUUCAGACUGAGCUAGUUUAGCAACAGUGCCAGAGCUAAUGUCAACUCGCUAGCUUGCUUACUUUCUUAACCAUGAAGAUAUCAUUGCUAAUGAACGUCCUAUGGACUCUAUCAGAAGAAGACGUGUAAACCUUUCAAUGACAACCACAGCUAAGUUGAUCCAUUCCUUAGCAAUAGCUGCCUCUGGGCUAGCAAGUUCAGGAUGCUAGCAAGUUGGACUUUAGCAUUAACAUUGUCGCCAAACUGGUUGACUGAACUUACAACCUCUUCAGUUAAUGAUGUUAUCCAGUCAUGUAUGUUCUCUAACAAAUACACACUGACAAUAAUGAAUUAUGAAUCUCUAGUGAAGAUUUCAUUAAAUACAAAGGGUUUAAUGAAAAUGAAUUAUAUGGAGUUCUUUGUUUCAAUGAUUGUAUCCCAAGAAUCAACCUUUGCAUCAGUAAUCGCUAUGGUAGGCAAAGUAUAUUUGACUGGUUGUCUUGCAACUAAGUUGUGACAAAGUGCUGCAGCUGUAUACAUUGUAGGGAAAGUACAACAGGAUAUGCUCAGUGCCAUCCCUGUGCCUUUCAUGAUGUCAUAAUAGAUUGUGUAAGCUGGUUUUUGGGAGGGCAGAUUUUAUCUCAAUUAAAUAAGCAAAACUUCAAACAAUAUAGAAAAACAAAUUUAUGAACUGAAAAAACUAUA
Molecule: messenger RNA, 3227 nt
Organism: Poecilia reticulata (guppy)
Lineage: Eukaryota; Metazoa; Chordata; Actinopteri; Cyprinodontiformes; Poeciliidae
Gene: pou4f4
Product: POU class 4 homeobox 4
Biological process (GO): regulation of transcription by RNA polymerase II
Molecular function (GO): RNA polymerase II cis-regulatory region sequence-specific DNA binding; DNA-binding transcription factor activity, RNA polymerase II-specific
Source: RefSeq, a predicted model, not a curated record